This is a messenger RNA of Schistosoma turkestanicum, 2218 nucleotides long. NCBI's taxonomy places the organism in Eukaryota, Metazoa, Platyhelminthes, Trematoda, Strigeidida, Schistosomatidae. The record is from the annotation of a GenBank genome assembly.
UUGGAUUCAAGGUAGCCUUCCUGGAAGCUGGUAAAAGUCUCGUUCGCGUUUAUCGAUCAAGGUAAACUCGUAAUAGCCUCAAGCAUCCUAAGUGACGAACAUAUCAGUGGCGACGGUGCUUUUGGAAAUAUGGAUCCUGCCAAACUCGAAUUACUACUUGAGCAGCAGCUGAAACUGAUGCAGAUGUUGACAGACAUGAAGAUUUCCCCUUCCACACAGCCCAGCUCAUCUAAUGCAACCACAGCUCCAUCGGUCGACGGCAUCGCAAAUAGCAUAUCUGAAUUUCAUUAUGAUCCUGAUGCGAAUGUCACUUUUGACAUGUGGUUCCGGCGUUAUGAAGAUUUAUUUAAAUUUGACUUCGCCAACCAAGAUGAUGCUUGGAAGGUUCGGCUGCUACUUCGAAAGUUGGGCGCAAGUGAGCUGGAUAAGUACUGUAAUUUGAUCCUGCCUUUGAACCCACGAGAUUGUUCGUUUUCUGAGACUGUCCAGACUUUAAGCCAACACUUUGGAGACAACUCGUCACUAUUUAAUACUCGUUAUCGAUGUUUGAAGCUUAUUAUGAACGAAGAUGAUGAUUUUCUUACGCACGUGGGCAUCGUCAACCGUGAAUGCGAACGUUUUCGGUUGAAGUCUUUGUCGGAAGACCAGUUCAAAGCCCUUAUACUCAUCUGCAGCCUCCAGUCGAGUAAGUUUAGUGACAUUAGAACAAGGCUACUAAGUCGGUUGGAGCAAGAUCCAAAGCUUACGCUUAAUGAUAUGGCUCAUGAGUACCAACGUCUCACUAACCUACAACGAGACUCGACUAUAGUUCAGAGUGGUAGUUCAAGCCGAUCUGAAAUUCAUUUGGUACAGCAGCCACCUAAUCAUUAUAAGUCUGCCCGUGCUACACCCAGUUCACCCCGCUCCAAUUCGGCCCAAAAAUCCAAAAUGAAUCCACCUUCUGCUUGCUGGCACUGCGGUUCAUGGCACUAUGUACGGAACUGCCCAUUUAGGCAGCAUAGAUGCAAGAAGUGUAAAGUCAUCGGUCAUAAAGAUGGCUUUUGCCUACAGAAAAAGCCAAAGCGAUCCAGAAGUGCUAAGAAGCCUGUUCCUAGAUCCAGUACCAAUGCAUUGAGCUUAAUAUCUUCCUGCCAGAGCUCAUCACCAGAAUGCAAAUAGAUACUGCAUCUGAUGUCACUAUCCUCUCACGCAAAAAUUGGACCAAGUUGGGCAGCCCAAGCCUGCAGCACACAACACAAAAGCCUCGUACAGCAUGUGGUAAUUAUCUUCGUCUGUUAGGACAAUUGGAAUGUAAAGUUGCUUUCCGAGAUUCGUCGUUUACUGGGGUAUGCUAUAUAACGCCAGCUGAUCUAAAUUUACUUGGUUUAGAUUGGUUCGACCAGCUAAAAUUGGCUGAUGUCCCGCUAAAUACCAUAUGCAACCUGGUAUCACAACGACAUGACCCAGAAGCGUAUACGAAGAAGCUGAUGACAGAGUUUUCAACCAUUUUUGAACCUGGAUUAGGUCGGUGCACUGCUAUGAAAGCAACACUUCGGCUGAAACAUGGGGCUAAGCCUGCUUUUCGUCCAAAGAGACCUGUACCGUAUGCUACAUUAGCAACAGUAGAUGAAGAGCUGGAUCGCCUUCAACGACAAGGAGUUAUUACUCCCGUUUCUUACUCCAGUUGGGCAGCACCUAUAGUCGUUAUCAAGAAGGCCAACGGCACGAUACGUAUAUGUGCUGACUUUUCUACAGGUCUCAACGCAGCUCUAGAACAGCAUCAUUAUCCUCUGCCAGUCCCAGCAGAUCUGUUCACUAUGCUAAAUGGAGGAAAGUUCUUCGCAAAGCUUGACCUAGCUGAUGCUUAUUUGCAAGUGGAAGUCGAUGAAGCAUCUAAAGAGCUGCUUACUAUCAACACUCAUCGUGGUUUGUUCCAGUAUAACCGUCUACCUUUUGGAGUUAAGACUGCCCCGUCUAUCUUCCAACAACUAAUGGAUACUAUCCUGUCAGAUAUCUCAGGGGUUGCAGCUUAUCUCGAUGAUAUCUUGAUUGUUGCGAAGACGUUAGAACAGCUACGGGAACGCACGACAUUGGUACUACAACGCAUCAGUGACAAUGGUUUCCGGUUACGCCCAGAAAAAUGCCAGUUUCUAUUGCAGUCGGUAAAGUAUUUGGGAUUCAUCUUUGAUGCCGACGGUCGCAGACCGGAUCCUGAAAACAUCCGAGCUAUCAAACUGAU